This is a messenger RNA of Mytilinidion resinicola, 819 nucleotides long. RefSeq lists its product as uncharacterized. NCBI's taxonomy places the organism in Eukaryota, Fungi, Ascomycota, Dothideomycetes, Mytilinidiales, Mytilinidiaceae. The transcript is spliced from 4 exons. Gene Ontology annotation, molecular function: carbon-sulfur lyase activity. Bases 251 to 763 code for a protein of 170 amino acids. The record is from RefSeq and is a predicted model, not a curated record.
GAAAAGAGGAGCUAGGUGGUCUCGCAAUCUAGAUGGUACACAUUAGGCCUUCUCUUUUUUUAACUAAACUUACGAAGUUAGAAAGUCAUCCGAAGCUUAAACUUAGUAGCAUGUCACAGCAUAUCAAGCUCGGAGACUUUUCAUGGACGUACGGAACGCUGUAAACGGCUUCGGAGACUUCUGGGACGAUCUACAUGCAGCUAAGGUUGUGGUCAACGAUUUCGGACCAAUCUGAUUCGUCGAAGAGCUUAUGCAUCUUUCCGAAUUCUCAUUUUCGACUUCCACCAUGGCCUCUCCAAGCGCGCCCAAACCUGCAAGCACAGGAUCAGCGGAUCCGCCACAAGGAAAAGAGACAGAUUCUCCGGGCUCCGCAAGCUACUCUGCAAGCUGCCACUGCGGUGCUAUCUGCUUUACCGUUACCCUCACACAACCACUUGCACAGCAGCAACCCAUCUCCUGCAACUGCACCAUCUGCAGCCGCAACGGGUAUUUAUUGGUCUACCCGCUACGCAGCAAUCUCGUCAUAACACAGGGCGCCGAUGUCUUAAAGUCAUACUCCUUUGGCCGCAAACGGAACUUGCAUCAGUUCUGUGAACGGUGUGGGAGUAGUGUGUUUUUUGAUCCAAGGAUGGCCGAGCAUGGCGAGAGCCCAGAUUUAAUGGGCGUGAAUGUGAGGAUGUUUAAAGAUAUCAAGCUAGACGAGCUCAAACUCAAGCAUUUUGAUGGGUUGAACAUAUGGCCGUUUAUAGACUCUUCAGCCUGAAUACAUGCUGGCCUAUGCUCUGAAGAGUCGGAGCAUAUUGAGACGAAAUGUGGGCC